AUGGGAAGUUUUCAGAAAGGAGUGAUUGACACUGCCAAGGAGAUGGCAUCCGAAGCAGCAGAAGCUGUGAAGGAAAAAGCAUCCGAAGCAGCUGAAGCUGUGAAGGGAAAAGCAUCCGAAGCUUACAGCAAGGUUACUGUUUUUCGACUUGAGUUUAUGAGGCACAGUCGGGCUCAGACCCCCAAAACAACAGUCCGAGAGACGCUAAAGGAUUUACGGGAUUUGCGUGAAUUGUUGGGGAUGAGACCUCGGAAUAUAUCUGAAACGGAACGAUAG
This is a messenger RNA of Gongylonema pulchrum, 276 nucleotides long. The record is from the annotation of a GenBank genome assembly. Lineage: Eukaryota; Metazoa; Nematoda; Chromadorea; Rhabditida; Gongylonematidae.